UGUUCGUUAAAGAGGUUGUCCGUAAAAAUGCAAUAUCAAGCUGUCGCAAUUGUUUUCAUGUUGGCAGUUUUACAACAUGGCAGUUGCCUACCUUCGUAUUCAUCGUCAUCAUCAUCAGCUGGCAAUGACAUAGACAUCGAUGGCAACUAUCAAAACUCAGUGGGUGGUGUGGGUCGAGGUGUUGACUAUCACACUGUGGUGGGACAUUUCAAAGAUUUCUUUAUGUAUCUGCCUGUUAUGAUGACCACAUUGAAAGAGACCAUGUCAGGAUUUCCCAAAUUUGCCGAAGGCAUGCGUAUACUUACCUCUGGCAAGGGUCGCAUCGAUGGCGAAGAUUGCAAAUGUAAUCAAAAUUCUUUUACUAGUGGCGCCAGUAGUAAUGAAGUUCUAGAUAGUUCCAGUCGAUUUGGUUAAGAACCAAAAGCUAAUUGACAACUUCUGAAUGGCUAUUUAUUUUGUAUAUAAAUGUUGUAAAUAAAAAAGACAAUU
Drosophila willistoni is the source of this 489-nucleotide messenger RNA. RefSeq lists its product as uncharacterized. The record is from RefSeq and is a predicted model, not a curated record. The coding region runs from base 28 to 414 and encodes 128 amino acids. NCBI's taxonomy places the organism in Eukaryota, Metazoa, Arthropoda, Insecta, Diptera, Drosophilidae. The transcript has 2 exons.